Molecule: messenger RNA, 4232 nt
Organism: Hermetia illucens (black soldier fly)
Lineage: Eukaryota; Metazoa; Arthropoda; Insecta; Diptera; Stratiomyidae
Exons: 9
Coding region: 192-3527 (1111 amino acids)
Biological process (GO): regulation of transcription by RNA polymerase II
Cellular component (GO): nucleus
Molecular function (GO): RNA polymerase II transcription regulatory region sequence-specific DNA binding; DNA-binding transcription factor activity, RNA polymerase II-specific
Source: RefSeq, a predicted model, not a curated record
GUGUCCGUACGACACCAUUCGCGUAGCCACUUCUUGCCGUUCGUAAAAUGGCGAUUAAGCUCGUUCCAUUCUAAUUCCGUGUGUGAUUUAAAGGCUUUUUUGUGGCCGCAGCGGGUCAACUCUGCAUGCAAAUAUGUCGCGCUGAAUUCAGAUAACCCACAAAACCAAAUAAUUAUUUUCAAUGUAAUAAAAUGAACGUUAAAGGAUUUCGCAUUGAAUGGGUAGAAGAAGUACCCACAACUACAGACAUUGUUGGCGAAGAAGUGAUCAUCAUGGACGAAGGAAACCAGGACGAAGUUGAAGGAGCCGAAGAGUAUCUUGUCGGCGAAGAAAUCAUAUCAUCUGUGGAUAUGAAUGCAAUCCCAAACAGUUUAGACCAAGUCGCUGCUGAGAACUUAAUUUACAUGGCACAAGAUGGACAGGUUCAGGCAAUGGGGGAUCUCAUCGAGGAGCAGGUUCAGGAGACGGACAAUGCCAAUUAUAACGAAGUACAAUAUUUUGAAUGCCAAGUGACUGAAGAGGUGAUAACAGACGACUGGGUUCAGCCACAGGGGGAAGAGAGGGUUGAAAUUCCGGUGGACCAAUUGUGUGGGUCCGGUGACAAUCAAAUCGUUUCUGAAAUAGAAGUUCCUCUGCCAACGGAUCAAGAUGAAUAUACGGCGCUGCGACCGUAUCCUUGUGACUUUUGCAGUCGUCGAUUUCGGAAGAAAGUCAGCUUAAUGAAUCACAUGAUUGCCCAUCAAAAUGAUAGGCCACACGUUUGUAAUUUGUGCGGUGCACGUUAUAUACGUCGUAGCGAUUUACACAAUCAUUUUAAGGUCCAUGCACAUGUGCCUGAACAGAAUUUUGAUGAUAUUGAUGAAAGCUUUUUGAAUGAACAUAUAGAACCCAGAUCUUCGACAAGGGGGCAUGAAUACUACGAGGAAGAACAAGAAGUUCCAGAAAAGACGGCAGGGAAAAAUCGAGGUAGUCGGGGAAGCAAAAGAAAAAUUAAGGAUGAAGAGAAUUAUAUGCAACAGGAACAAACUAUUGAUGAGUCUCAGAUGCAGGAACAAGUUGAAAGGUAUCCAGUCACUGAUCCGCGCAAACCUUUCGUUUGUCAACAGUGUGGGAUCGGUUUUGCCCGGCAGAAAGCUUUGUCGUCGCAUUCAAGGAUACACGGCGGCGAUUCCCCGUACGAGUGCACGUCCUGCAAUGAAAUGUUUUGGGACAUAAAUAUGCUAAACGAUCAUCAACGGACACAUCACUUUGAGGCAAGCAACUCUGAAUACGAACCAGAAAAUGACGAGGAGAGCGAUUCAGAAAACGACUCGAAAUACGGUGAAUUCUAUUGUAACAUUUGCGGGAUGUCGUUCCAUAGAAAGGAUUUGCUCAAACGCCAUUCAAAGACGCACGUAAAAAAGGAAACGUAUGAAGCGGAAUCGAGACAUUGCUGCAACGUAUGCGGCGAAACGUUCCAAGAAGCAUUAGAUUUACUGGCGCAUGCGGAAGUGCAUGCACGUUUUCAACCAUUCAAAUGUACUCUCUGUGGUGAGACAUUCCUGGAAGAAGCUACCAUAAAGAAGCAUUUAACCAACGUUCAUUCGGCCGAAAUGAACUCUAACUCAUGUAAGCUGUGCGGGAAACAAUGUCGCGACGGACGGUCGCUUAUGAAGCACGCCUGGGAUCACUCGUUGAAGAAGAACCACUCGUGCUCUAUAUGCGGUAAAACUUUUCAUAAUAAGGCCAGACUCAAACGGCAUAUGGUGUCGCAUCGUAACAAAUCCGUGAAAUGUGAUGUCUGCAACGAGGAAUUCCCAGAUGGUCGAAGUCUUAUGAAUCAUCGGCAUUCGCACAACAACACAUCCGGUCGACAGUUCCCGUGCAACGAGUGCGGUAAGACUUUUGGAUCGAGAAGCUCGCAACAAAUUCACAUCCGCAUUCAUACGGGAGAGCGACCGUACGGAUGUCGAUAUUGUUACAAGGCGUUUGCAGACGGUGGAACGCUAAGGAAGCAUGAAAGGAUCCAUACUGGCGAGAAGCCCUAUGCCUGCUCGGUAUGUCCACGAGCUUUUAACCAAAGAGUUGUCCUUCGCGAGCAUAUCCGUUCGCAUCACUCAGCACCUGAUACAAAACGAGGUACUGCCUUAAUGCCAUAUUAUUGCACAGUUUGUGCUGAAAUGUUUGCGGCUCCUACGGAAUUGGUGCAGCAUUUGAUACAGCACAGUGAUUUGAACACGGCCAUGCAAAGACAACCAGUUACUGGACCCAGAAAAUACAAACGUAGACGAAAUCUGAAGCCACAUGAACUGGAACGAUUGCGUGCCGAAAGAGCGCAGAACAGCGAAGCCGAAUACUCCGAUCUAGACAUGGGCAACGUUGACGACUUUCUGGAGAUGAACAGAAGCAAACGCUCUCCAAUCGAUAUGAUGGCGACAUCAUCCACGUACGGUAGUAAUUUCAGCGGCCAACAAUCGAGUCGAAGCCGAAAAUAUUCAGCUGGAUCUGAUAAAGUGGCCAGUUGGCAACAAAAGCUCUUGGCCCCGUCAAAUAGCGAUUCUUACUCUGAACUCAAUAAUCUGGAAAAUGAUAUUAAAACGAUUGAACCUCUAGUUGUAAACAAUUCCUUUACCCCAACACCUGCACCAGCACCUGCAACUACCUCAAAACCUAAAGGCGGCACGAAACGUCGUGCUGCCAAGCAAGAAGUGGAGAAACCGUCUCGACCGAAAAUGAUCCACACUCAAAAGACUCGAGUGGCCGUUGAAGACGGAAAGCGGAAAACACGCACUAUGAUCACUAGAACCGAGCCUACGGAGAUUGAUGAACAGGAUUUCCAGCAAUUGGAUCGGUCCAGAUAUCGCGAUAACAGCACCAGCGAUUAUGAUAUGAACAUCUCCUCGGACACAGCAUUACCAAGACAUUCUAGUCAACCCGAAAUCAAGCAAGAAGAAGUAGCGCGUAGUGAUCUGUUCGAUGCUCAACUACUACUCGAGGCCGCCUCAAUGCGAAAGGAACUCGAUAAAUACAAUCCCGACAUCGUUAACGAUUUAGAAGAGAUUCUAGGCUCUCCGAUCAAACAAAAGACAUCACCCUCACCACAAAGGUCCUAUGUAACACGCGAAAUCAAUUUGGAUACAUCCCCAGAUCUUAUGGAAAUUUCAAACUCUGGUGAUGAUUUGCGUCGGUCGGCGCGUAUCAAACGAUCCGCGAAGAAUAAAAAGUAUCUCGACUUCGAAACAACACCGAAAGCUCAUUCGUCGGUACAUCGGGGAUCAUCCACGCCCUCGUCAUCAACUUCCUCAAAACCGAGGUCUUCGAGAGAAGAGAAGGUUGUGGUGAAGAAGGAGAAGUCAGAGACGGACAUCAGUGACGCGAUGAAGAACGAACUUAUGGUUAAAACCGAGGGAAUGUCCGAUAGUGGACAGCCAAGUGAGCAACAAGACAAACAAGCGGAGCCCCAACAACAAUACUUUCAGUGUGAAAUGUGCUUCGCUUCGUUCCCAGACCGGGCUCAGCUGCUUGUUCAUGUUCAUAUUCACAUUUAAAUCAAAAUUAUCUACAAUGACUGGAGCUAACGCGCAGAAGAGAGGGUAAGAGGAAAUAAAGACACAAGAUUCAGUUUAUUCGACCACCGCCACAACAGUUCUUACAUCAGCAAGUCUACCCCUUUUCCUCCACAUAAUAUGUAUAAGCUUUUCAGAAUAAGACAUGCUUUUGCUUCUCGAGGAAAUUGACCAAUUCGCUCAGCCUCCAUUGCAAUUGCGUUAAUCCACAAGAAAUUAGAGCUUCUCAUCGAAGUACAGCUUACAAUGUAGCGCUCCUGAGGGUUUUAAUAUGUUCAGUACGGUUCAUGUCACUUACUCCCCAUUUCCCAGGACAAUAGUUGAUUAUUAAACUUUGUACCGAGUUUUUUGUUUUUCUAGAAAGACCAAGGAGUCAACGAGUUGACGUAGAAAAUUGUUGCCUGACCAUCCAAUGAUUGUAUAUAGAGACCAGUUACUGUAUUAAUGUUUUUUAUAACAAAAGAUAAAGUUUGAACGUUGGAGGUGUAUGUUAUAUACGCGAAAACCUAUUAUACACUAAAUGACAAUGUGCUUAUUUGUGAAGUUAGUAGAACGCCACUGUUAUUUUUAAGGAAAUGUUUAAAAAUAGUGUGAAUAAAAAUUAUAUGAAUAGAAGAAAAAAAAAAUCACAAUAACAGGACAACAGAGAGCGGAGAAAUAGAAGUAUUUCAAAAUGAAAAAAAUAAA